Molecule: messenger RNA, 4688 nt
Organism: Drosophila novamexicana
Lineage: Eukaryota; Metazoa; Arthropoda; Insecta; Diptera; Drosophilidae
Gene: Kdm2
Product: jmjC domain-containing histone demethylation protein 1
Exons: 6
Coding region: 226-4347 (1373 amino acids)
Biological process (GO): protein demethylation; regulation of transcription by RNA polymerase II
Molecular function (GO): zinc ion binding; transcription coregulator activity; histone demethylase activity
Source: RefSeq, a predicted model, not a curated record
UCAUCAAGUGCGGGUGUGUGCUGCGGACGUGUUGUGACGACGUAUUAAAAACUUCGAUAGCUGCUAAAAAUGGAAAAUAAUUAAAAGUGAAAAGUGGCAAAGUGAAAAAGAAGAACAACAAACAAACCGCAGGAAGCGCUGAUUAGAGCGCCCGCAAACGAAGAGAACGAGGCGUGCCAAGUGUUAAAAGUACAAGUGCAAAUAAAUCCAACAGAUUUUGUGGCGAUGUCCACCGCCGAAACGGGGUCGUCGCCUGGCAAAAGCAACAACAAUAGCAACAGCGUCGCUGCAGGCGGCAAUGCGAAUCCGAAAGGUGUGCAGCGCCGACAAUUGCGCGAACGCAAACAGCGCAAACUUUACCUUGAGGAAUGGUCACUCGGCGACGAUGAUGCGGAAGGCGCGCGCGGUUUCAGCGUUGCCGAAAAGCUUGAGUCCUCCAAGUUUGCGCAAGCCGGCAUGGUACGGGAGAUGCGCGGCUGCGAUCUAACAGUCGCGUUUCUGCAGCAGCAUGGCUUCAAUAUACCCUUGCUGUUCCGGGAGAAGAAUGGCUUGGGGCUGCGCAUGCCCGAUGCACAGGAGUUCACUGUAAACGAUGUGCGACUGUGUGUCGGAUCUCGCCGUUUGCUGGACGUGAUGGAUGUUAAUACGCAGAAGAAUCUGCAGAUGACGAUGAAGGAGUGGCAACAGUACUACGAUAAUCCGCAAAAGGAUCGACUGCUGAAUGUUAUAUCCCUGGAAUUCUCGCACACGCGUCUCGAUCAUUUUGUGCAGAGUCCGGAGAUUGUGCGCCAGAUCGAUUGGGUCGAUGUGGUGUGGCCCAAGCAGCUGAAGGAUGCACAAAAGGAGGGCACCAAUUUGUUGGGUGGCAUGAUGUAUCCCAAAGUUCAAAAGUAUUGUCUCAUGUCCGUGAAAAACUGCUAUACAGAUUUCCAUAUUGAUUUUGGAGGCACCUCCGUCUGGUAUCACAUACUUAAGGGCAGCAAAGUCUUUUGGCUAAUCCCACCCACCGAUCGCAAUUUGCAGCUGUACGAAAAGUGGGUGCUGUCCGGCAAACAGGCGGAUAUCUUCUUUGGCGAUACGGUCGAGAAGUGUGCACGUGUCUACCUCACUGCUGGCAAUACCUUCUUCAUACCCACCGGCUGGAUACAUGCCGUCUAUACGCCCACCCAAUCUCUGGUCUUUGGCGGCAAUUUUUUGCACUCCUUUGGCAUUGUCAAGCAGCUGAAGACGGCCAGCGUUGAGGAUAAUACGAAAGUGCCGCAAAAGUUUCGGUAUCCUUUCUUCACCGAAAUGCUAUGGUAUGUUCUCGCACGCUAUGUCUACACGCUGCUGGGCCACUCGCAUCUGGAGGGCGAACCAUCGGCCAGCGAGGCCGAGAUGGCCGCCCGCCCCCACACACAUCUCACGCACUAUGAGCUCUUUGGGCUCAAGGAAAUCGUCAUGUAUCUGUACGAUCUGCCGCCGCAGAAGAAGAAUGUGCCCAGUCUAGUUUUGGAUCCAGUGGCCCUGAUCAAGGAUGUGCGCACGCUAGUUGAACGCCACUGCAAGGAUCAACAAGAUAUGGCCGUGACGGGCAUGUCCGUACUACGACCCGCCGCCGAGCACCAGCCGCUCUUUCAACUCUACGAUCGCACGCGGGUCAAGCAGGAGAUCAAACAGGAGAUUGCACGCAAAAAUGCAGAGGUCAUACGCGAACAGCAGCAGCUGGAGGCGGCCAGGGAGGCCGAGUCAGAGGCUGGCCAGGGCAGCCACAACAGCGGCAACAAUGGAUGCAACAACAGCAACAACUCCGGCGGCAUCAAUAACAACAACAGCUACAGCAGCCAGGGCGUAGAGUACAGCAACGGGGUCCUCAAGAAGGAGCAACUGGAGAAUGGCACGUCCAGUGGACAUGGAACGCAGCCAGAAGCUACCUUUGUGCUGCCCACGGACACACUCAAGUAUCGUCCGCCCAAGAAGAUGCACCUGGCCAAUGCUGUAGCCGCUGCCGCCACCAGCAGCAACAAUAAUACAAGCAAUAGUAGCCACAGCAAUAGUCCCACAAAUGUGGGCAACAACAACGCUGUCAGCGUGAUUGCCACCUGCUCCAGUUAUGUUGAUGGCACUGGCGGGAUGUCUGCUCCGCUGGACAACUGCCCGUCGCCGGGCGAGGCGGGUGCCAAGUUGUCGCCACAUUUGACGGGCACCGGUCAGCCAAGGCGGCGGCGCACGCGCUGCAAGAAUUGUGCCGCCUGUCAGCGUUCCGAUUGCGGCACCUGCCCAUUCUGCAUGGAUAUGGUGAAGUUCGGCGGACCCGGGCGUGCCAAACAGACGUGCAUGAUGCGGCAGUGCUUGUCGCCCAUGCUGCCAGUAACCGCUCAGUGCGUCUACUGUCACUUGGAUGGCUGGCGGCAGACGCCAGUGUCGCCGCAGACCAAGCAAUUGGCCUCGCUGGAGGGUCCCUCUGCGCUGAUGGAGUGCUCCGUUUGCUAUGAGAUCGCCCAUCCAGACUGUGCGCUCUCACAGCUUGAUGGCACCGAGGAUGCUGCCGAUGCCAAGGGCAUUGUCAACGAGGAUCUGCCCAAUAGCUGGGAGUGUCCCAGCUGCUGUCGUUCUGGCAAGAAUUACGAUUACAAACCGCGCCAUUUUCGCGCACGCCAAAAGUCAUCGGAGGUGCGACGCGUUUCAGUUUCGCAUGGCAACAAUGCUGGUGAGAGUCAUGAGGGGGGCGGAACAGGAGGAGGUGCUGGCGCUGGUAGCCUGUUCCCGCCACCCGUUGGCCAAUAUAAUGACUUUGUGUUUACCAGCGAAUCGGAAAUGGAGUCUAGCGGCAGCGGCAUGCACACAACACACUGGAAGCACGGCCUCAAGCGCCACCAUCAGCUGGAAGUGAAGACGGAGCGCAAUAAUAGCUGCGACACGCCCUCGCCGGGCAUAUCGCCUAAUGCGACGCAUCUGCUGAGCGACAAGAUAAAGCGGCGCAAGAGUGACGACGGCAUCAGCGUCAGCAGCAGCAUGCACGAGAGCAACGAUGCUCCCUGCUCCAGCUCUAUGGAUUGUGGCGCUGCAGGGGCGGGUGGUACAGGUGCCGUAUCCACUGGGCACGGUGGCGGAGGCGGUGGCGGUGGUGGUGGUGGUGGUGGCGGCGGGUCCCGAAAGAAGAACUCCAUACGCUCACAGCUGGCGCAGCAGAUGCUUAACUCCUCGACACGUGUGAUGAAGAAGCCACAGUAUGUGGUGCGUCCAGCGCCCACAUCCAGCUCUUCACUGGGCGGGUCUGGACUCAGCAAUGGCACCAGCAACGGCGUCAACAAUGGCGCUGGCUCAAGUACGUCGGCGGGUUUGGUUGCUGUUGGUGCCGGUGGAGGAGGAGCUGCUGGCACCAUGAGUAAUAUGGCCAGUAAUGGCGCCAAUGGGCAUAGCCAUCAUUUGCAUCACGGUGGUGGCAAUAGCCACGGCCACAGCCACAGUCAUAGCCACGGCCAUAGCCACGGCCACGGCAGCAGCAAUCACAACAGCGCACAUAACUUGGCACUGGAUGCCACCGUAUUGAAGAUCAUAUUUCGUUAUUUGCCGCCCGAGACGCUCGUUACGUGCUGUUCCGUGUGCAAGGCUUGGUCCAAUGCAGCGGUAGACCCUGAUCUCUGGAAGCGCAUGAAUUGCGCCGAGCUUAAAAUAUCCGCCUCUCUAUUGACGGCCAUUGUGCGCCGGCAGCCGGAGCAUUUAAUUUUGGACUGGACGCAGCUGGCCAAGCGGCAAUUGGCCUGGCUGUUGGCUCGUCUGCCUGCCCUCAAGAACCUCUCGCUGCAGAAUUGCCCCAUACAGGCGGUGCUGGCGCUGCACACCUGUCUCUGCCCGCCGCUGCAGAUACUCGAUUUGAGUUUUGUGCGGGGUUUGAAUGAUGCGGCCAUAAGGGAUAUCUUGUCGCCGCCAAAGGAUUCUCGUCCCGGUCUUAGCGAUUCGAAGACACGUCUGCGUGAUCUCAAAAUACUGAAGCUCGCUGGCACGGACAUCUCGGAUGUGGCUGUGCGCUAUAUAAUGCAAUCGUUGCCGCAACUCAAACAUUUGGAUCUCUCCUCCUGCCAGCCCAUUACGGAUGCGGGCGUGGCACAAAUUGGCACUUCGCCAACGGCUAUUGCGCGCCUGGCGGAGCUCAAUUUGAGCGCCUGUCGCCUGGUCUCUGAGAACUCGCUGGAGCAUCUGUCCAAGUGCGAGAGCCUCAUCUGGCUGGAUUUGCGGCAUGUGCCGCAGGUGAGCACCCAAUCGGUGAUACGCUUUGCCAGCAAUUCCAAGCAUGAUCUGUGCGUCAAGGACAUCAAACUAGUGGAACGCCGAAGGCUUUCACUAAGCAAUAACUGGCACGACUGAACACCGACCAGGUGACGAAAGCACCGACAGCGGCACCGGCAGCAGCAGCGGCAAUCGUGGACAUUCACUGGCUGAAGCUGGGGCAAUCUGUGGAUACCCUGUAGGACAGGCUAGGGGCAACUUGUUUUAGGUUCUAUGUCGCACACGCACGAAAACUUAUUUUUAUUUGUAAAUGUUUACACAUGUUCCGACUUACGCUGACGCCUACCAUUCGCAGGUGACGUUAUGGAACUUUAUUUAUUGUCAGCACUCAAGAAACACCCUCCCCAAAUACGCCAGAUUAACUCACAUAUAGAGCAAUAGCCCGUUAAGAAAACAAGAAAAAAAAAUAGAAAACCAAA